Drosophila arizonae is the source of this 1476-nucleotide messenger RNA. RefSeq names its product ALG11 alpha-1,2-mannosyltransferase (gene Alg11). Gene Ontology annotation, cellular component: endoplasmic reticulum membrane. Gene Ontology annotation, biological process: protein N-linked glycosylation; dolichol-linked oligosaccharide biosynthetic process. Gene Ontology annotation, molecular function: GDP-Man:Man(3)GlcNAc(2)-PP-Dol alpha-1,2-mannosyltransferase activity. NCBI's taxonomy places the organism in Eukaryota, Metazoa, Arthropoda, Insecta, Diptera, Drosophilidae. The record is from RefSeq and is a predicted model, not a curated record.
UAUUAAAACUAUAACAUGGUGAUAAUAAUGUUAUGCUGGUGCUUUCUAUUGUUGCUGGGUAUCGCGUCUACAUUUCUGUUUUGUCUACGUCAAUGGAUUCGAAAUAAGAAGAAAAAGCUACAGUCCCAGUCAGAUAAUAAAUGGAAUGUCGGUCUGUUUCACCCAUAUUGCAACGCUGGCGGUGGCGGCGAGCGUGUCUUGUGGUGUGCUGUGAGAGCGUUGCAGAACAAGUAUGAAAAAAUAAAGAUAGUCAUUUACACAGGAGAUAUUGAUGCGACGCCCAGUUCGAUUCUGCAGAAGGCGAAAAACGUAUUUAACAUAGCGUUGGAAGCUGAACAAAUUACAUUUGUAUACCUUAAGCAGCGACAAUGGGUUGAGGCGAGAAAGUAUCCUCACUUUACAUUGUUGGGGCAAAGUUUGGGCUCCAUUGUAUUAGGUUUGGAAGCAAUAUGCAAAUUUCCACCAGAUAUCUUUAUUGACACCAUGGGAUAUGCUUACACGUUUCCUAUCUUUCGCUACUUGGCUGGUAGUAGAAUUGGAUGUUAUGUUCACUACCCUUUAAUAAGUACCGAUAUGCUAAGGAAAGUGCAAUAUCGGCAAUCAUCUUUCAACAAUAAAGCGUAUGUUGCUCGGAAUCCUUUUCUUACCUGGAUAAAGCUCACCUAUUAUCGCUUGCUUUCUAGGACAUAUAAGUGGGUAAGCUGCUGCUCCGAAACUAUUAUGGUGAAUUCCACGUGGACUGAAAACCAUCUUGUUGAACUGCUGAACGUUCCAUUAAAAACGCAUCGAGUAUAUCCGCCAUGUGAGAUUGAGCACCUGAAAAAAAUAGAACAUAUCGAAAACAAUGACGAAAUCAUAAUAGUGUCUGUGGGGCAGUUUCGACCCGAGAAAAAUCACCCAUUACAAUUACAAGUUUUGUACGAGCUAAGGACUUUGCUGGUUAAAGAUGAAGCGCUCUGGAAUCGUAUUAAACUGGUUAUAGUAGGAUCUUGCCGGCAUGAAGAAGAUUACGAAAGGCUUCAUAACAUGGAAGACCUCGCAAAGCAUUUAUCUCUUGAAAAUUCGGUCGAGUUUAAAGUAAAUGUUUCUUAUGAUGACCUCUUAAAUAUAUAUAAACGAGCUAUAAUUGGCUUACAUACUAUGUGGAAUGAGCACUUCGGAAUCGGAAUCGUUGAAUGCAUGGCAGCUGGUAUAAUAAUGAUUGCUCAUAAGUCAGGUGGUCCAUUAUUUGAUAUUAUUGAGACAUCUGAAGGUUCGCAAAAUGGAUUUCUUGCAACCGAUGCGGUUGAAUAUGCAACUAGCAUAUUAAAUAUUAUAUUUAAUCCUGCUGAAACGAAUAGGAACAUAAGAAAUGCAGCACGAUCAUCUGUUGAAAGAUUUUCAGAAAAAGAGUUCAACAACCAGUUUUUACGUGCUAUUUCGACCCUUUUCGUAUGAAUGACUAGAUAACCAAUUAUGAAAUUCUAUACAUAUGUG